CUAUAAACUGGAAUUUCGCGCUCGGGCCCGGCGAAAUGGGCGAGCACAAUCUCCUCAAUAGCGGUUUUGUGGGACCUUUGGUAAACAUCCACACCGGAGACGCGUUUUACCUCCACAACUUCCGGUCCUCGACGACUCUGCCUUCCCUCCCUUACGCGAGAAGGGACAAUGUUUGGACUCAACCGGAGCCGUGCAACGGAUACAUGCAGCCCUUUUUUGGCAACCCGGUGUCCCUGAACUCCACGUUUAACCGAGCGUGUGAGAUUGCGCGUCAGGAAGACAGCAAAUGCUUUUACGGUGGAAGCGGAGCUGGAAAUGGAAGUAGCAUCCGCGAGAAUUGCGCCAAGUCUAAACGUGAUGACAGGGCGAGAGACGACUCGUCGGUGUCCGUAGCGCCACAGCACGGACUGCACGAUGCCAGCAUGAUGGGCUACGGAUACGUCGCAGAGCACAUGAACCAAAAUCCUUCAUCGUGUCACUCCAUGCAGUCGGAGUCUGGAACAUCUUUCCAUGAAGGGGCCAAAGUGGCGUGCAACGUUACGCAAUCAUUAACAUCCCACGCAUGCAGCACAACUCAAGGUGGAGGUGCUCCCUGGUACCCGGCGCACGCACGGAACCGGAAGAAGCGCAAACCCUAUUCCAAACUGCAGCUGGCCGAGCUGGAAAGCGAGUUCAUGAUGAAUGAGUUUAUUACACGACAGAGAAGGAAAGAGCUCUCAGACCGUCUUAAUUUAACCGACCAGCAAGUCAAGAUCUGGUUCCAGAACCGGCGCAUGAAGAAGAAAAGACUAAUGCUGAGAGAGCAGGCGCUGUCGUUUUUCUAGAGCAAAAACAUCUCAAAUAAAUCAACAAAGAAAUAGAAAAUAGAUCGAUAACAAACUGGAAAUAAAGGAAACAGCAAACAUUUCCAGUGCAGAACUCUUACAAUGUAAAAUAAACACAUUCAUUUCUGUCCAUCUGAGGUGAGAGAAAUGCUGAAUGUGUAAACUCACCUCUGCUCGAGUUCACUGAUGAUUUUUAAUCUUACUUCAGGCCAGUUACACAGAUAUAAAACAUCUCAGUGUUGAUUUAAAUCCGAAACACUGGAGGUAUUGCUGAAAAUGAUCAUGUGACCUGUUUACACUCGUUAUAGCAAAUACAGAACUUGAGACUGUGCCUAUAAGACCAAAUAAAAUGGAACUGAAUUGCU
Messenger RNA from Trichomycterus rosablanca, 1189 nucleotides. RefSeq names its product homeobox C12b (gene hoxc12b). Gene Ontology annotation, molecular function: DNA-binding transcription factor activity, RNA polymerase II-specific; sequence-specific double-stranded DNA binding. Gene Ontology annotation, biological process: regulation of DNA-templated transcription. The transcript has 2 exons. The record is from RefSeq and is a predicted model, not a curated record. Bases 36 to 824 code for a protein of 262 amino acids. NCBI's taxonomy places the organism in Eukaryota, Metazoa, Chordata, Actinopteri, Siluriformes, Trichomycteridae.